CUCCACAGUCUCUCACUCCCUCUUUCUCUCUCACUCCCUCUCUCUCUCUCUCCCCAUCUCUGAUUAGAUAUACUGAUUCCUCCUUUCAAUGGACGUCAUUUAAGCGCAGACUCCUGCCUUGAGUUGCGUCCUCCGCUUCACGCCCGAUUUCCGACCAUUCUUUCCUAAUUAUUAAGUAUUGCUGUAAUAUUAAUAGUCAUGAAUGCGUUCUAUUAGGAGUCCAAGAGGGAGACGAAGAAGCGGCUCUUUUGCUAAUAUGAGCUCAAGCGAGGGGACGGCAGCACUGUGAUAAAAGCCAGGGGAGCAGGGAGAAAAGAGGCUUUACCGAGAGAAACUUUUCAACCCAAAUCCGCCAGCACCGCCGAAUAUCUGCAUUUUUAGACCCACAUGAAGGGCAGCGGGGGAUCUAACCGUUUGUUUCUGAUGGAUUAUCGUCCUGCUUCUGUGGCACAUAUCUGAUCGCCGGGGCCAUCGUGAUCUUCCAGGACAGAAGAAGGCUUUUCGGGGGGCUACAGUUUUUUUUUUUGGUUUGCUGGUUGAUUCCAAUUUGCCCCCCCUCCCAAAAAAACACACACUCGAAGUGUUUUUGAACUGCUUAUUCUUUUCUUGAGUGGCACCAAAAAUCCUUUGAAAUGUUAGUGCACAGUUUUUCCGCGAUGGACCGUCACGACGGCACCAGCAAUGGGACAGCCAGGCUACCUCAGCUGGGCGGCGUGGGCCAGAGUCCCUACACGAGCGCUCCUCCGCUCUCCCACACACCCAACUCGGACUUCCAGCCCCCGUACUUCCCCCCGCCUUACCAGCCCAUCUACCCGCAGUCUCAGGACCCUUACUCGCACGUCAACGACCCGUACUCCCUCAACUCCCUGCACGCCCAGCCGCAGCCGCAGCACCCGGGCUGGCCCGGCCAGAGGCAGAGCCAGGACAGCGGCCUGCUGCACCAGCACCGCAGCUUGCCCCACCAGCUGUGUCGGGAGUACCGCCGGGAAGUGCUGCUACCGUCCGGCCACGGCAUCGACACGGGACUGUCGGACUCUAUCCCUAUCCAUGGAAUACCUCACUCUUUAGACGACGUUCAGUCUGUUGAUGAUCAAGGAAUUCACAUUCCCGACCAGACUGUAAUUAAAAAAGGUCCAGUGUCUUUAUCCAAGAACAACAACAUCUCCUCCAUCCCCGUAAAUAAGGACGGUCUUUUCGGAGGGGUGGUAAACCCCAACGAGGUGUUCUGCUCGGUUCCGGGUCGCCUGUCCCUGCUCAGCUCCACAUCAAAGUACAAGGUCACAGUGGCGGAGGUGCAGAGACGCCUCUCGCCACCCGAGUGCCUGAACGCCUCUCUGCUGGGCGGGGUGCUGAGGAGGGCCAAGUCUAAGAACGGAGGAAGAUCCUUAAGGGAGAAGCUGGAUAAAAUCGGCUUGAAUCUACCUGCGGGCAGACGCAAAGCAGCCAACGUCACCUUGCUGACGUCACUAGUCGAAGGCGAGGCGGUACAUCUUGCCAGGGAUUUUGGUUAUGUAUGCGAGACCGAGUUUCCAGCCAAGGCAGUAGCUGAAUAUGUAAACCGUCAGCAUUCCGACCCAAACGAACAAGUCCAAAGAAAAAACAUGCUAUUGGCCACAAAGUAA
This is a messenger RNA of Etheostoma cragini (Arkansas darter), 1622 nucleotides long. It is a transcript of the gene tfap2a, whose product is annotated as transcription factor AP-2 alpha. The coding region runs from base 633 to 1622 and encodes 329 amino acids. Gene Ontology annotation, cellular component: nucleus. Gene Ontology annotation, molecular function: RNA polymerase II transcription regulatory region sequence-specific DNA binding; DNA-binding transcription factor activity, RNA polymerase II-specific. NCBI's taxonomy places the organism in Eukaryota, Metazoa, Chordata, Actinopteri, Perciformes, Percidae. The record is from RefSeq and is a predicted model, not a curated record. The transcript has 6 exons. Gene Ontology annotation, biological process: anatomical structure development; regulation of transcription by RNA polymerase II; regulation of cell population proliferation.